Portunus trituberculatus (swimming crab) is the source of this 1316-nucleotide messenger RNA. RefSeq lists its product as uncharacterized. The record is from RefSeq and is a predicted model, not a curated record. The transcript has 6 exons. NCBI's taxonomy places the organism in Eukaryota, Metazoa, Arthropoda, Malacostraca, Decapoda, Portunidae. Bases 770 to 1282 code for a protein of 170 amino acids.
UUUUCUCUCCGCUAAUAGAUUGAUGGUGAGAACAGGCAGACUAUUAUUAUCGGGCAGUGUAUCUGAUAAGAAGUUCAACAUUCUUACUGGAACAGACAGACGACAGUGGUGCGCAUUGGGGAGAGGUUCGCUGUUGCUACCAAAGAAAGUGAAAAGAAAGAAUGGUUAAUAUUUAUAUCUCUAGUGCUUGUACAAUCAGUGUUGGUAAUCCCGUUAAUCUGAAGUUGUACAAUCUGCUUAAAUCUACUAAGUGUCACAUCAGAAAACUGAGGGCAAACGCAAAACAAAGUGGGAGAGAGUGUAACAUGUUAUCUGCCAUUCACUGACGCCUAAUACUGACUGUACAAACCAUAGCAAAGAAAUGUGAUAUUAAACUGCUCACGUAAAUGAAAAAAAUGCGGUCUUUGUCAACAGGAGAUACUGCAAAGAUAAAAAAUAUAUAGCUCACCACAAGCUAAAAAGACAGUGAAAUAAUGAAUAAACAGUAUGUCAGGAAAUCAAGUCAGAGAACGUGAACUUGAAUACAUUUGAAAUCAUUAAUAGAAAGAGUAAUAGAGUGAUAGAGUAGUUGACAACCUAGAAAGAAUUUUUUAUACGAAUAACAUACGACUGAAUUGUAAGCCAAGGGUACAACAGUGAUACUUCUGCAGUGGAUUAACACACACACACACACACACACACACACACACACACACACACACACACACAGAGAGAGAGAGAGAGAGAGAGAGAGAGAGAGGGAGAGGACUCAUCACAACUAAACACAAGGAUGAGUCGCUUGUGUUCGUGGAAAUGCAGCUCUUUGUCCCUCCGGGUUGGGGUGCUUGUCAUCGCGGCUGUUGAACUAGUAUACGACAUCUUUGGUUUUGCCUUCACCACCUGGCGAACAAUUAAGACCUCAUACGAUUAUGACGUUGCGGGUGAGAAGGGGCAGCCCGAGGAUGUUGUGCUGGUGACAGUGGCUGUGGUCGCAAGCACCAUCGACCUGCUGUUCUCACUGAUGCUCAUUCACGGAGUCAUCAAGGAAAAUGUGAAGCAGAUAAUGGCGUGGUGGUGGUGGACCCUGGGCCUCCGGGUACUCAUUAUAAUGAAGAUCAUCUGGGUGUUCGUGUAUGGCAUCAAGAACAACCAGCCCGUGGGAUUGGCCAUCGUUAUCCUCACCUUCAUCCUGACCAUCUCAAUUCUCGUCCUCUGGGUGGUCAGGACAUAUGCUAAUUAUCUAAAGAGAAAGAAGAUGCUUUCGUAUCUCUCUCUCAAUGAACACCAAGAUCAGGAUGUGUGAUUGUGCAGAAGCUUUUACUUGAUUAUUCGCAACA